This is a messenger RNA of Ruditapes philippinarum (Manila clam), 6522 nucleotides long. RefSeq names its product RNA polymerase-associated protein RTF1 homolog. Gene Ontology annotation, cellular component: Cdc73/Paf1 complex. Bases 83 to 2149 code for a protein of 688 amino acids. The transcript is spliced from 17 exons. NCBI's taxonomy places the organism in Eukaryota, Metazoa, Mollusca, Bivalvia, Venerida, Veneridae. Gene Ontology annotation, molecular function: RNA polymerase II C-terminal domain phosphoserine binding; DNA binding. The record is from RefSeq and is a predicted model, not a curated record.
CCCUUGUUAAUAGAGCAUGCUGGGACGUUAGUGAAAUCCCAGGAGUAAAUUUGAUUGAAAAUUUAAUAAUUUUAGCCAAACCAUGUCAAAACGGAAAAAGUCUGCCCCAGUUAUAGAUUCUGACAGUGACGGCAGUGGUAGUGGCUCUAAUCUUGACGAAGAACUCAAAGCAUUGGCCAAGAGAAAGAGGCGGACAUCUGAAUCUCAGUCUAAGGCAGCUAGCCAAUCUAGUGGAGGGAGUGACUCAGAAUCCUCAUCUGGUAGUGAUGGAGAAUGGAGAGGAGACGGGAAGAAAAGUAGAAAGAAAAAGAAAAUAUCAAAGAAAACACAAAGAAAGACAAUGGUAGCUUCAUCAUCAGACAGUGAAAGUGAGGGAGAAAUAAGAUCAGAACCCGAAGAAGGAGAGGUUUCUGAUUCUGAUGAUGACUCUGGUGAUGAACAGUUUCAUGAUGGUUUUGAUGAGAACCUGAUGGGAGAUGAUGAAGAUAAACAAAGACUAGAGGAUAUGACGGAGAAAGAAAGAGAGCAGGAACUCUUCCGUCGUAUGGAGAGAAGAUCUCUACUUCAAACUAGAUUUGAAAUAGAGAGAAAAUUAAAACAUGCCAAAAAGCUUGAACAGAAGAAGAAGAAAGAGAAAGGGGGUGAAGCCUCUGGACCAAAGGGUGUCGUUGGAAUGGUAGCUAGCAAACGUAGUCAGGAAAGAAGAAAAGAUUUAGAAUCAAAGAAAGACAAUAAAAAAUUGACGGCUAUGCAGGAAUUAAAAGCAAGGAGAGAAGAGAAGAAAUACAGAGAAGAACAAAAGCAACAAGAGGAAGAUAAGAAAAAGCCACUGAAAGCGAGUGACAUUUAUUCUGAUGAUGAUGACGAUGAUGAUGAUGAAGGUGAAGAAAAGGCAGAGAAACAGAAAGAAGAAGGUGAAAGAGAGAAGGAUGAUUCUGACUCGGACAGUAGUAGAAGUAGCAGUAGUCGUAGUAGUCGGUCUUCCUAUAGGUCAGAGUCAUCAGACGACGAGUCAAGAUCAAAGUCACGGAAAAGAUACACACCUAUAUCCUCAAAAGAUGUUUUAUCAAAAAUCAGAUUGUCUCGAAAUAAACUUGAAAGGUGGUGUCAUAUGCCAUUUUUCAAGGACACUGUUGCCGGUUGUUUUGUACGGAUAGGUAUAGGAAAUCAUGAUAGUAGGCCUGUAUAUAGGGUGGCAGAAAUUGUAGAUGUUGUUGAAACAGCCAAAAUAUAUCAAUUGGGUAGCACAAGAACAAAUAAAGGUUUAAAAUUAAGACAUGGUGCAGCAGAGCGGGUAUACAGAUUAGAGUUUGUAUCAAAUCAAGACUUUACAGAGUCAGAAUUUUUCAAAUGGAAAGAGGCAGUGAUGUUGUGCGGGUCAAUUUUACCAUCAACAGAUGAUGUACAGAAAAAACUUAAAGAUAUCCAGUCAGCUCACCAGUUCAAAUUUAAAGAUGCAGAUAUUGAAAAGAUUGUAGCGGAAAAACAAAGAUUUAAAAAGAAUCCUCAUAAUUAUGCUUUGAAGAAAACCGAUUUACUCAAACAGAGGGAAGAGGCAGUGUUGAAAGGUGAUCAUGAAAUGACCAUUAAGUUUCAACAAGAACUUGACAGUUUGGAGGAACGAGCGGAAGAUCUCGAUAAACAGAGAAGUCAAAGUAUCAGUUCUAUAAGUUAUAUUAAUCAGCGUAACAGAUUACGUAACCAGAUUGAGAAGGAAGAAGCUAUGAAAAAAGAAUUUGAGGACAUGAAGGGAGCAGCUGCUGAUCCUUUCACUAGACGCCACAGUAGACCUACACUAGUCACAAAAUCACGUGAUACAGCUAUGACUCAAAUAGAUGAAGCAAAAAAGAAAGAACUGGAAGAACAGCGGAAGAAACUUGUAGAACAGAAUAUAGGACAAAAUAUGGCAGCAUUAAAUAAAGACAAGAAAAAUGACUCCAUGAUGUUUAGUGGUUCAAAAUCAGCUGAGAAAAAACUUUCUGAAGAUCCAUUUGCUGAUCACGAUUUUGAAAUAAAAAUUGACAUGGAUCUCUCGACGACAAAUACCGCUGUAGUUGUACAAAAUCGACCAACACCUCAAUUUAAGCCAGGAGCCCCACGACGUUCUCUAAACCUAGAUGAAUAUAAAAAAAAGAAAGGACUUAUAUAGCAUAUGUUGAGAGGGCAUUGUGAGAUUCUUGAGUGGGUUGUGAGCAGGGAGUUAGAAUGUGAGAGAGAGAAAGAAAUGUGAGGCUGAGUUUUAAGGAGAAAAUAUUAAAAUACUUGAAAACUAUUAAGUACAUAUCCAUGCAAUUUCAUGAAAAUCAAGCAGAGUUUACUGUGUUUGGGUCAAAUUAGAUUUACCAAGACUAAAUCUAGAAACUAGCUAGCUUUUCUCUGUCUAAUUUAAUAAAAUAAAUGGAUAAUGAUGAAAGCUUGCCAAAUGUUUGUGUUAAACUAAUGGCUUACACCUUUUAUCACCGUGAUUAUUCUUUGUCUGUCUCAUAGAUUUCCAAUUAUAUUGUUUAUAAAUAGUUCAGACAUGCUGAGCAUAAAUAUUACAAAAAUCUCUGUGAGAAAAUCUCUUCACAAUGUUGAAAUUUAAGAUAUGUUCUCUUUUGAUUUUUUUCCAAAAGCUCAGUUAAUUUUUAACACAACGUUGGAUUUGAAUUACUUUGAUAGGCAGUGACUAACUGUUAGCAAUGAAUCUUGAAAAACUGGUGCCCAAACUGUUGUAAUUUUUGAGUUCCUGCUACAAUUUUUGUUUCAGUAUUUUGUUUUCACAUCCAUUAUGUUUCUGUAGAUUAGAACUCAGGUGAGCAAGUACCAGUGUCAGGGGUUAUAUAGAAAUUUUCUGAUUUCAAACUCGGAUUUCAGGUAUUUGAUUGGCCAGGAACCGUCACAGAAUGUGCACUGACAAAUGAAAAUCCUGAGAUAUGAGUCAGAUCUCGGAAGAAUGUUUCAUAACCUUGAGGCCAGGCCAUUUUGUCAUUGUUAAUAACCUCAUUUUUGUUACAUUUUUACACCAAACAUAAUGGCAUUAUCAUGGCAGUAGUGUCCAUUAAUAAACUGUUUUAGGGGGAUAUAUUGUAAAUUUAUGGGGGGAUUGCCUAGUGUGAAACAAAUAAUGAAUGAAAAUAAAACAUUUUUAGCAAUUUUUUGUUUUACAUAGGGUGUUGUAUGUAUAUUGUCUUACGGAGUUGAAUUUUGCUUAUUUUAGUCACAAAAGUUGUUUAGAAUUUGAAAUAAAAGCAUUAACAUAAUCUUUGAUCAUUAAUCUGUUUUCAGUGUACUUUUAGCAUGGGGUUAAUUUGAUGAUCAUCAGAUGUUACAUUGAUCAUACAUUUGAGCCGCGUCACGACAAAACCAACAUAAUGGCUUUGCGACCAGCAUGGAUCCAGACCAGCCUGCGCAUCCGCGCAGUCUGAUCAGGAUCCAUGCUGUUCGCUUUUCAACUCUAUAACAAGUAGAGAAACUGAUAGCGAACAGCAUGGAUCCUGAUCAGACUGCGCGGAUGCGCAGGCUGGUCUGGAUCCAUGCUGGUCGCAAACCCACUAUGUUGGUUUUGUCGUGACGCGGCUCAUUUCUUGAAUCUUUAGAUAUUCAGACAUGCUUAUAUUUUCACAUGUUGUCCUCUUAUAAAACCAAUUCUUGUAUAUCUACAGUUUAUUAUUUUAUUUAAAGAUUAAAUAAUUAAGGAAAAGCUGUGUUAAAAAUGUAUAAAGAUAUAUAUACAUGUAUUUUAAUUUAUGGUUUAUACAAAUUUAUUUUAGUUUAGUUGUGUUUGAAGCUAUAAGCUUAUUGAAACACUCUUGAAUCCAUACCUGGAACCAAGCUGUACUAAGCCUAAGGAAUGAGCGUAAAGAUUCUUGCUCAAGGAAACAACGACUUGCUCCUGAAGGGGUUUAAACCCCCACUGUCAGCAAUCCUGAGAUCACUUGUCUGAUGUGUUAUUUUAAUUUAAAAAGAAUAAAAUAGACUACUACCAAAAUGAUUGCAUCAAAGAAAUAUGCAAAUAAGCAAAUGGCGCAUACACAAAAUCAUUGCUAAAUGGAAUGAAUUCUACUUAUUAAAACAGCAAAGUAAUAUUUUGGUACAGAACAUUUUAUUCUGUUUACAUACAAUAUUGAUGUUUGUUCAAUAACAGAGAUAUUCUAUGUUACAACUCUUUGGAGAAUCCACCAUAAGAUUAUGGAAACAAUAUAAUUUAUUGUUAGUUAUUCUUUUAAAAAUAUUUCAUAAGAUAUAUUUUUAUGAAUAUAUGUAAAUUGUUUUUUGUGUAAAGUUGAGCAUUGUUGUAUUUAGUCUGUCUUUGUAAUGAAAUUCUGAGAUGGAUAUAUGUCUCAUUUUUAAGGUCAAUUGUUUUAUUGUAUACAGUAUUGUCUUUUCAAAACUUUUUACCUUGUUGUAAAAGAAAAAGAAAAAAUGCUUUUUUUUGUAACAAAAUAAAAAUCAAAUUCAAUAUUUCAUUUUAUUCACACAACGGGUUUCCAUUCAAAAAAGUUCUUAUAUCGCAAAUUCUAUAACAGUUUUUCAACAAAUGUUCUUGGAAAUUUAAAACUUAUACAUGUAUAAUGAAAUGUUUGCUAGGGAUAGUUAUUUUCAGCCUGAAUUCAUUUAGUUUUUUUUUUGGUCAACAUAUUUAUACUUUAUUUAUAGGCUAUCUAUAGAUAGAUGUGUACUUUGUAUAUAGAAAUAACGUGACUGUAAAUUAAAUAUAUCUAUCACAUAGGCUACUGAAAUCUUUUGAUAAAAGUGCUAUAUGUUUUAUUAUGAUUUUUUUUAUAAGACAAGUGUUCUGUCCUGUUUGUAAGUAUUUUUUUUUAUCAUAUUUACUGCUGUAGUUAAUUUGGUAUAGAAAUAUAGUAAGUCCUAUUGUAUUGUGAUUGUAUGUUGAUAGUUUAGGUUAACCUUUCACCCUUAAUCUACCCAAUUUUUAUAAUGGAUUUUGCCUAGUUUUGAAUUUAGAACAGUCCAUUCAAAAGUUUAAGGGAUUUCAAUAUAAGAAUACAAAAGUUGAGAUUCCAUCAGUAUAGAGCUUACUCACACUAUACAGUUGUGCUGGCUGGCCUGUAUUAUGCUGGUGGCAAAAAGGUCUAUUACUUUUAGGUUGUAACAUUUUGAGGAUUAAUCUGCUGGAACUGAAGGUGAAUAACUUUUGCUACCAUUGCCAGUAUAGACUUGGCUUGUCACUAGAUUAGACCUGGCUUUAUACUGUUGGUAGCUUAUGUGUUGUAUUUUCAAUAUUGAAAUCGCUUAAACAUGUAACUGUUCUAAAUUUACAGUAGGAAAAAUCUAUUACACAAAUUUAGGUGAUUAAAAUAAUUACUUUAUGAUUAGUGCCAUUAAAGUUCUGUAUGAAAGUCUUAUACAUGUAUUUCCUACUCUUGCAAUCUCAGAUCAUUCAUCAUUUAAUUUUCACUAUUGGUUUCCAUGAAAGUAGCAUACCCAUAAAAUCAUUCUAAUGUUCAUGAAGUUUUUUUUUAAUGGAAAUAAAGAAAGAAAAUUAAGAAAGUCUGUUGAGUUAAACAAAUACUUACAUAUUUUUGGAUACAGAACUUGUUAUGGAUUUUAUGUUUUAUUGCUUAUUGAAUAAAAUUAAUUUAAUUUCAAUCUGCUUUUCUGUAGGGUAAAUGUUUAGUUACUGAUUGUAAAUAUUACAAAAGUUAAGCCCUUAAUGUCAUAUAUUGUAAUUUGUUAUUUCCAUUUUGUUUAUAACGAUGUGUUUCUCAGACCUUUUAUUUUUCUUCUUUAAUUAUUCCCGGUUUAGCAACAUCAUAGGGGCGUCCAUUGCUGGUUGGUAAAGGUCGUUGACUUCAAAUCACUUGGCCCUCACCACUGUGGGUACGAAUCCCGACAGGGACUUUGGAUUGUUGUAUGAGAGGAAGCUAUCCAGCUAGCUUAUGGAACGUCAGUGGUUCUACGCAGAUGCCUGAUCGUGCCUGAAAUAAUGCACUGAUGGGUACUUGAGGUCCUCCUCCGCCAGUAAAAGCUGGAACGUCGCCAUAUGACUUAUACUGUGCCAAUGUAACAGAAUCACAGAAACAAACAAUAACCAACAGCAUAAAAGAACCAAACUUGAGUCAUUCAAAUCCUUGUAGUAUAAAAUGUUUCGUCAAUUUUGUGUCAGUUUUCGACCUUAAACCUGCUGGAACCAAAAUGUUUAGUAUCUGUUAAAUCUGACCAGUCUCUUAACUGUUGGUAGAUGUCUUUGUAUUUUGUUAUUGAAAUCCCUUCAUAUUUGAAUGGACUGUUCCAAUGUCUUUGUUGGGCAAAUCCAUUACACAAAUUCAGCAGGCUAUAGGGUAACAGAAAUUUCUUACUUUUCUGCCAAGAAAUUGAAAAGAAUACAAACUAAUCAUAUGGUUUAUUUAUACUGUUAAUUGAAUUUUACAUUGAUAUAAUGCUUGUAUGUUAUUUAAAACUGAACAACUUUAAACAUAUUAUGUUUGCUUUCCAGUUAUUUCAUUAUAUUUUCUUGUUUUGUUUCUAACAUAAGCAAAAUUCUUCUCUUUAUACAAAAUUAAAUAUUUUAUGAACAAG